Sander lucioperca (pikeperch) is the source of this 4182-nucleotide messenger RNA. RefSeq names its product signal peptide, CUB domain, EGF-like 2 (gene scube2). The transcript is spliced from 23 exons. Gene Ontology annotation, molecular function: calcium ion binding. Bases 214 to 3279 code for a protein of 1021 amino acids. Gene Ontology annotation, biological process: signal transduction. The record is from RefSeq and is a predicted model, not a curated record. Gene Ontology annotation, cellular component: cell surface. NCBI's taxonomy places the organism in Eukaryota, Metazoa, Chordata, Actinopteri, Perciformes, Percidae.
ACACACACACACACACACACACACACACACACACACACACACACACACACACACUUACUCACUCACUCACUCACUUACUCACUCCUUUCUCUUUUCAAAAGCCCCUUGUGAAGCAGAUUGACAGGCUAGAAUGAAAAUGAGGCGGACGCUCGGUCACGACUUCAGUGCGUACGCGUCCUUUUGAGAAGACCUCUAAACUUGGAAAAUAUCACCAUGGGAGCUAUUUGGGCUGCAAGGGACUUUUGUUUGUUUUUGCUCUUGUUAAAUAGCCGCCAAAGCGCAGCGCUUCCAGAGAUUCGAGCAGAUCCAUGUGUAGAGGGAAGUGAUGGCUGUCACAUUGAUGCUAUUUGUCAGACUACCCAAGGCUCAUACAAGUGCACGUGUAAAGCAGGCUUUAAAGGAGAUGGAAAACACUGUGAAGACAUUGAUGAAUGCGACUUGGAGUACAAUGGUGGCUGUGUACAUGAGUGCAACAAUAUACCAGGCAAUUAUCGCUGCACUUGUUAUGAUGGAUUUAAUUUGGCACAUGAUGGACAUAACUGUCUAGAUGUGGAUGAAUGCAAAUUCAACAAUGGUGGGUGCCAACACACUUGUGUCAACACCAUGGGCAGCUAUGAGUGCCGUUGCAAAGAGGGCUUCUUCCUCAGCGACAACCAGCACACAUGCAUCCACCGCUCUGUGGAGGGCCUCAACUGUAUGAAUAAGGAGCACGGCUGCGCCCACAUCUGCAAAGAGACACCCAAAGGAGGUGUGGCCUGUGAGUGUCGUCCAGGGUUCGAGCUGGCCAGGAACCAGAGAGGCUGCAUCUUAACUUGUAACCAUGGCAACGGAGGCUGCCAGCACACAUGCGAGGACACAGAGAACGGCCCCAUAUGCAGGUGUCACGCCAGGUAUACCCUGCAAUCUGACAAGAGGUCGUGUAUAGAACGAGAUGAAGCCACCACCGAGUCUGCAGACCACAACGUCACUUCCUUUACUGAGGUGGACAAACGUGUCAAACGAAGACUGUUAAUGGAAACUUGUGCGGUGAACAAUGGGGGGUGCGACUGCACUUGUAAAGACACAUCCACAGGCGUGCGCUGUAGCUGCCCAGUCGGCUUCACACUGCAGCCGGAUGGAAAGACAUGCAAAGAUAUUGACGAGUGUGAGCUUCGCAACGGCGGCUGCGAACACUUCUGCAGGAACACCAUUGGCAGCUUUGAGUGCAACUGCAGAAGAGGCUUCAAGCUGCUGACAGACGAACGUUCUUGCCAAGAUAUAGAUGAAUGUUUUUUUGAGCGGACAUGUGAUCACACGUGUGUGAACUCCCCCGGUGGUUUUCAAUGUCUGUGCAACAAAGGCUACACCAUGUAUGGGCUGGCCCACUGUGGAGAUAUAAAUGAAUGCAGUGUGAACAAUGGCGGUUGUGAGCAGGGUUGUGAAAACACCAUGGGUGGAUUUGAAUGCUUUUGUCAUCUUGGCUAUAAGCUACACUGGAACAAAAAGGACUGCAUUGAGGCUGAGGGUUUCCCACCUGCUAACCCCCCCUCUAAACCUACCUUGAACUGUAGUAAGCAGGAGGGAGGGGACCGCUGCUUCUUGACAUGCCAGUCUCAAGUUCACAUCAGCAGUGGGACGGAGGAUUCCUACACGGUGACCUGUGGAAUGCCUCUGCCCUGCUUGGCUGACGCACAAAAGAACAACAGUGGAUUGCAUUGCUUAGGUCCAGAAAUGGCCAGUGUUCCACGCAUUAAAACCACAGCCACUUUUAAGUCCAGCACUGCAAAAUGCAACUUAAAAAGAAGUCAGGAGAAACUCAAGGAAAGCUUAAACUCAGCACACUCAGAUAGCAGGUUCUUCUUCACUGAAAAUGUCCAGUUCAGCUAUGUGAGCCUGCGCUGCACCCCGUCCGUGCAGCGAACGCGCAGCCGCCAUGGCAGGAAAGCUGGCGAGGAGGACGGCUCCUCGAUAACAGCUGAGUUUGAGCUGGAUGUGAACCUAGAGGAGGUAACAGCAGAGAGCUGUGACCUGAACUGUGUGCGCCGACGCUCAGAAAAGAGGCUCAGGAAGACCAUCAGGACCCUGAGGAAGUCCAUCAACCGGGAGCAGUUCCACCUCCACUUUGCCGGGUCUGACUAUGAGCUCGCCAAAAGUUUGGGCAAGCCAGCUGAACUCCCAGGACACUGUGUGGCGGGACAGGUGCUGGUGGGCAGGAAGUGUGUGAGCUGCAGUGUUGGGACUUACUACGACGGGCAUCAGGGACGGUGUGUGUUGUGUCCAGCUGGAACGUAUCAGGAUGAGGAGGCACAGAUGUCUUGUGAGGUCUGUCCUCGACCUGAAGGAAGAGAAGUCUCCAAGGUAGUCGGAGCUCGAAACUUGUCCGAGUGUGGAGGUCAGUGUUCCCCGGGUCAGUACUCUCAUGAUGGCUUCACCCCCUGCCUGCCCUGUCCACUGGGAACGUACCAGCCAGAAGUGGGACGCACCUCCUGCUUCCCUUGUGGAGGGAACUUGGUCACAAAGCGCAGUGGUGCUGUUACCUUUCAGGAGUGUGAGACUAAAGUCCAGUGCUCUCCAGGACAUUACUACAACACCAGUACACACCGUUGCAUCCGCUGUCCCACGGGCACGUAUCAAGGAGAGUUUGGGCAGAACUACUGCAUCGCCUGCCCUGGAAAUACCACCACCGACUUUGAUGGCUCCACUCACAUCAUGCAAUGCAAAAACCGACAAUGUGGAGGAGAGCUGGGAGAUUUUACUGGUUUCAUCGAGUCCCCCAACUACCCAGGGAAUUACCCAGCCAAUGUGGAGUGCACUUGGACCAUCAACCCACCGCCCAAACGCAGGAUCCUUAUUGUCGUCCCAGAAAUCUUCCUGCCUAUUGAGGACGAGUGCGGUGACUACUUAGUAAUGAGAAAGAGCUCUCUCUCCAACUCUGUGACAACCUACGAGACUUGUCAGACAUACGAGCGCCCCAUCGCUUUUACCUCCCGCUCCAAGAGGCUCUGGAUACAGUUCAGGUCCAACGAGGGAAACAGUGGGAAAGGCUUCCAGGUCCCAUAUGUAACAUACGAUGAGGACUACCAAGAAUUGAUAGAAGACAUUGUCAGAGAUGGAAGAUUAUACGCUUCAGAGAACCACCAGGAAAUUCUCAAGGACAAGAAACUCAUGAGGGCGUUGUUUGAUGUACUGGCUCACCCACAGAACUUCUUCAACUACACAGCACAAGAAUCAAGAGAAAUGUUCCCCAAAUCCUUCAUCCGCUUCCUGCGCUCCAAAGUCCUGAGAUUCCUUCGCCCUUAGGACGGGCAGUUUCUGGAUAUUUCAUGAAAAACCUAGAUUAGAUACUGGCCAGAGUAUCUAUUUUAUCCACUGACCCCUUUAAGAUUAUUCUGUAGUUAUCUGUUUUCACAUGGAGCAACACUAGAGUGGACUACACACCUGAUAAAACUGAUCCUAAAGAGAAGGUGGACAAGUGGAGCUUCAAGAGGGAAAAAUGGUCGGUGGUAUUGUGGCCAUCCUCAGACGGGAAUCUGGAUAACUUUGUUUGGAAAUUUGGCGUCUGUAAUGACUUUGGAUUUUAAAGUUACCAUCUCAGGAUUCAGUGCUGUACAUGCCAACAUUAUGAGACAUUUGCUAAUAGCAUCAUUAUGAAAAACAAAUGCUGUAGCUAAACAGAUAUAUACUGAAUGCCAGUAAUGCUGUAUAUAGAGGUGUAUCUAGUUUUAACAUAGGCUACUUUUACAGGUAGAGCUUAAUUGACAGAAAUACUGCUAAAUGUCAGAAACAAAUAUAGCACAAAUGUUUUCUCGGGAACAUUAGCACUACUAAAGAAGUAGGGGCACCAUAAGAGCAAUUAUUCAGAUGAAUGUUUUGUAUAUGAUGUUACAAGUUUUAGGUGAAAUGCUAGCAACUACGUACACUUUUGACAGUGUAGCAUUGCUGCAAUUGCUGGUGGCACAUGUAUUUGAUGUUUCAAGGUGUGUGAAUGAGUGCUACUGCAUUGAAAAAGUGACACCAGAAUGCAUCAAUAUAUUUUGUAUUGUUUACUAGCAACCAAAGACAACUGUUCAGAGUACAUGAAAAGAAAUGAAAAGUCCUGUAAAAUAGAAUUGAGCUAUUCAUCUGUCUUAGAUGCCAUGUGUAUGUAUAUUUUUUUUAUUGUUUUGUACAUCUAAUAUGCUGUAAAUAAAGAUAGGAAACUUA